UCUCUCACCCAUCACACAAUCCUCAAAACAGAGUAACCCAAAAAACAGAGCAAUCUCUAAAAAAAGUCUCAAGAAACCUCACUAAAAUGGGUUCAACGGCGGAGACACAAUUAACUCCGGUGCAAGUCACCGACGACGAAGCUGCCCUCUUCGCCAUGCAACUAGCCAGUGCUUCCGUUCUUCCGAUGGCUUUAAAAUCUGCUUUAGAGCUAGACCUUCUUGAGAUCAUGGCCAAGAACGGUUCUCCCAUGUCUCCGACCGAGAUCGCUUCUCAUCUUCCGACCAAAAACCCUGAAGCUCCGGUUAUGCUCGACCGUAUCCUCCGUCUUCUUACGUCUUACUCCGUUCUCACCUGCUCCAACCGUAAACUUUCCGGUGACGGCGUUGAACGGAUUUACGGGCUUGGUCCGGUUUGCAAGUAUUUGACCAAAAACGAAGAUGGUGUUUCGAUUGCUGCUCUUUGUCUUAUGAACCAAGACAAGGUUCUCAUGGAAAGCUGGUACCAUUUGAAGGAUGCAAUUCUUGAUGGUGGGAUUCCAUUCAACAAGGCUUAUGGAAUGAGCGCAUUCGAGUACCACGGGACUGACCCUAGAUUCAACAAGGUCUUCAACAAUGGAAUGUCUAACCAUUCCACAAUCACCAUGAAGAAGAUUCUUGAGACCUACAAGGGUUUCGAGGGCUUAACUUCAUUGGUUGAUGUUGGUGGUGGCAUUGGUGCUACUCUUAAAAUGAUCGUCUCCAAGUACCCUAACCUUAAAGGCAUCAACUUUGAUCUCCCACAUGUCAUCGAAGAUGCUCCUUCUCAUCCCGGUAUUGAGCAUGUUGGAGGAGAUAUGUUCGUAAGUGUCCCUAAAGGUGAUGCCAUAUUCAUGAAGUGGAUAUGUCAUGACUGGAGCGACGAACAUUGCGUGAAAUUCUUGAAGAACUGCUACGAGGCGCUUCCAGAGGAUGGAAAAGUGAUAUUAGCAGAAUGUAUCCUUCCAGAGACACCAGACUCAAGUCUCUCAACUAAACAAGUAGUCCAUGUCGAUUGCAUUAUGUUGGCUCACAAUCCCGGAGGCAAAGAACGAACUGAGAAAGAGUUUGAGGCAUUAGCCAAAGCAUCAGGCUUCAAGGGCAUCAAAGUUGUCUGCGACGCUUUUGGUGUUAACAUUAUUGAGUUGCUCAAGAAGCUCUAAAAGUCCAAAAAAAUGUCCCUUUAAAGUUGAUUUAUAUGUAAAACAUUAUGUCAUAUCAACAUCCACGGCUAUAUCAUCACCUUUGGUUUAAAACUAUGCUGUUUAAUAAUGGAUUUUAUAAGAAUUUGAUUUAGAGUUUGUUUUUUUCGAUUUGCUUAUUGAUGAUGUAUCGUACUCGUAUUUUUGUUUGUUUGUAACAAAAUUAUGUAAUUAAA
This is a messenger RNA of Arabidopsis arenosa, 1393 nucleotides long. NCBI's taxonomy places the organism in Eukaryota, Viridiplantae, Streptophyta, Magnoliopsida, Brassicales, Brassicaceae. The record is from the annotation of a GenBank genome assembly.